This is a messenger RNA of Delphinapterus leucas (beluga whale), 5849 nucleotides long. It is a transcript of the gene KCNG1, whose product is annotated as potassium voltage-gated channel modifier subfamily G member 1. Gene Ontology annotation, biological process: action potential; protein homooligomerization; potassium ion transmembrane transport. NCBI's taxonomy places the organism in Eukaryota, Metazoa, Chordata, Mammalia, Artiodactyla, Monodontidae. The record is from RefSeq and is a predicted model, not a curated record. Gene Ontology annotation, cellular component: membrane; voltage-gated potassium channel complex. Gene Ontology annotation, molecular function: protein binding; delayed rectifier potassium channel activity.
CGGCGGCUGCCUCGCGGCGCUCCCGGCGCACUCGGAGCCCGGCGGGGACCGGGAGGCAGAGGCUGGGGGCCCUGGGUCCGAGUGCCGGAGCUGAGCGGGGCCCGGGGGCCGAAGUUUGCCGGCGGCUCCGGGAGGUGGCGCGGGUGGCUUCCAGCCCCUGGUCGUGUCCUCGCCGGGACCCGCCGGCGAGCCGCGGCCCGGCCAACUCCGCGGUGGGGACGCUGUGCCGCGAACUUGAGGCCCGAGAGGGAUGUGAAGGCCCAAAAUGACCCUCUUACCGGGAGACAAUUCUGAUUACGACUACAGCGCGCUGAGCUGCGCCUCCGACGCCUCCUUCCACCCGGCCUUCUUCCCCCAAAGCCAAUCACUCAAGGGCGUCUUUUACCGCCGAGCCCAGCGGCUGCGGCCACAAGACGAGCCCCGCCAGGGCGGCCAGCCAGAGGACCGCAGGCGCCAGAUCAUCAUCAACGUGGGCGGCAUCAAGUACUCGCUGCCCUGGACCACGCUGGAGGAGUUCCCGCUAACGCGGCUGGGCCAGCUCAAGGCCUGCACCAACUUCGACGACAUCCUCAACGUGUGCGAUGACUACGACGUCACCUGCAACGAGUUCUUCUUCGACCGCAACCCGGGGGCCUUCGGCACCAUCCUGACCUUCCUGAGGGCCGGCAAGCUGCGGCUGCUGCGGGAGAUGUGCGCCCUGUCCUUCCAGGAGGAGCUGCUCUACUGGGGCAUCGCCGAGGACCACCUGGACGGCUGCUGUAAGCGCCGCUACCUGCAGAAGAUCGAGGAGUUCGCCGAGAUGGUGGAGCGGGAGGAUGAGGACGACCCGCUGGACAGCGAGGACCACGACAGCGAGGGCCCCACGGAGGGCGAGGGCCGCCUGGGCCGCUGCAUGCGGAGACUGCGCGACAUGGUAGAGAGGCCGCACUCAGGGCUGCCCGGCAAGGUGUUCGCCUGCCUGUCGGUGCUCUUUGUCACCGUCACCGCCGUCAACCUCUCCAUCAGCACCUUACCCAGCCUGAGGGAGGAGGAGGAGAAGGGCCAGUGCUCCCAGAUGUGCCGCAACAUCUUCAUCGUGGAGUCCGUGUGUGUGGGCUGGUUCUCCCUCGAGUUCCUCCUGCGUCUCAUCCAGGCGCCCAGCAAGUUUGCCUUCCUAAGGAGCCCGCUGACGCUGAUUGACAUGGUGGCCAUCCUGCCCUACUACAUCACCCUGCUGGUGGACGGCGCCGCCGCGGACCGCCGCAAACCCGGCACAGGCAACAGCUACCUGGACAAGGUGGGGCUGGUGCUGCGCGUCCUGCGGGCGCUGCGUAUCCUGUACGUCAUGCGCCUGGCCCGCCACUCGCUGGGGCUGCAGACGCUGGGGCUCACGGCUCGCCGCUGCACCCGCGAGUUCGGUCUCCUGCUGCUCUUCCUCUGCGUGGCCAUCGCCCUCUUUGCCCCCCUCCUCUACGUCAUCGAGAACGAGAUGGCCGAUAGCCCCGAGUUCACCAGCAUCCCUGCCUGCUACUGGUGGGCCGUCAUCACCAUGACAACUGUGGGCUAUGGCGACAUGGUACCCAGGAGCACGCCUGGCCAGGUGGUGGCGCUCAGCAGCAUCCUCAGCGGCAUCCUCCUCAUGGCCUUCCCCGUGACCUCCAUCUUCCACACCUUCUCCCGCUCCUACCUGGAGCUCAAGCAGGAGCAAGAAAGGGUGAUGUUCCGGAGGACCCAGUUCCUCAUCAAAACCAAGUCGCAGCUGAGCAGCAUGUCCCACGACAGUGACAUCUUGUUUGGAAGUGCCUCCUCAGACACCAGAGACAACAACUGAGCCCAGAGGACACAACCCGCCACCGCCACCGCCAGGACACCCCCAGCCCUACCCGCCCUCUGAGGCUUGAAGCUAUCGCCAUCACUGCAGACGCCUUCAAAGGCACGUGCUGCUUCUGAGCGCAGCCCUGGCCUAGGAGUGACCGAGCCACGCCCCAGGGAGGAUGUCCCAGCAUCCAUCCGCAGGGGGUCCCUGGUCCUCAGAGUCCAGAAGUGAAGCCCAGCACACAGCCCUGUCGGUCCCCCCGCCCUCCCCAGCCCCCAUGCCUGUUUCCCUAAUAAGGAAAUGGCUUGUUCUUUCCAACAUGUAAAUAACAUGCCCAGCAAAGACUUGCUUUCUGUGGCUGCCUAGAGAAAAAAUACCAACAGCAGCAGCUACACGUCUGUCUUCAGUGCGGAUCAUGUGCAAUUAAAGAAAACCGGUGAAAAAGAGAGAAAAAGCCUUCCACGGAGCUCUCUUAAGAGAGGAAACGGCGCUUCCCAGCAAGGCCAGCCAGUGUGGGAACCAGAAGUAAAAGGGCCUGUUUCCUUGGGUCCUUCAUGCCUGGUGGGGUCCCCGUGGGCUUGGAGGAAAACAGGGCAGGUACCUUUGGGAAACUGCUGGUAAAGACUGCAGUCCGUCGCUCUUCUUUCUCUUUGAUUCCUCCCACCUCCAGGCCUCUCUUUCCCUCCUUUUUCCUCUCUCCCAUCUGCUGUUCUCGUUUGCACCUUAAGGCCUUUUUCUCAAACUUUUCCCCCAAGGCACCCCUAACAGCCUUGUAGACACCAAGUCAGCAUUGCUGACUACAAAGGUGAAAUCACUUCAUUUUCUCUUUAAAAAAAAUAGUGUGGAUUUUUUUAUUCUAUGCCACAUUUAUUUUAAUUUUUGAAAAAAAAAUGCUUCAGACUGUUUAUCUGAAUCUAAAUGUAAACCUAGAUGACAUUAGGUUGAUGCUUUGGGAAGGUGGACCACAGUUUCCUGGGCCAUCUGAGAGCAUAGUCUGAAGCCCCCAAAGGCCUCCCUGGGCCCCUCAAAGACCUACAGAGCACCCACCCGACCAGGAACACCUCCCGAUCUCAUGCAGUAUGGAUGGUGCCAGGUAGAGAGGGAGCCCCAGGGCAGCCCACCAGAUUUACUCUGCUUGCAGAGUUCAGAGCCCCUCGGUGCCAGUCUGGAGAGGGGGCUUGGCGCCCAGGUGGCAGUCACACGCCUGCCUUCCGCCUCACAGAUACCGCAGCAUCGCUGGCUUCUCCACCCCAAACACCUGCUGCCUUGGCCCCGGCUCCUCCCCUUGGCCAGCUGCGGAAAGCAAGCUCUAAAAUAAAUCUGGUCCCAUCACUGUCCUGCCUAAACCCACAGCGGCAUCCAUCACGCUGAGAAUAAAGCAUAAAUGCCCGGCAUUGCCUGGGCCUGCUGCCCUCUCCAGCCCCAUUUCCCACGUGUCUCUCUUUCGCUCACUCCAUCCAACUACGCUGGCCUCCACACUGCUCUUUAGAAGCACCCAACCCAUUUCCCUCCCCAGGCCUUCACACAUUCAGAUCCCUCGGCCAGGAACACCGUUCCUGCUGAGCACUGCAGAGCUGCCUCCUCCCAUCACCUUCCUGACCACUUGCCUAGAGAAUCCCCUCCAGCACGCGCGCUGCCCGCGCUGUCUCUCUCACCCAGCUUAUCUUCUCCAUCCACUUAUCGGCUUCUGGAAUUGCCUUGUUUAUUUCUCUGCUCCUCACUUAUGGUCUGUCUCCCGCCCAAGGAGGUCAGUGCUAUCGUGGCAGGGAUUCAGCGAUAGAGCUCACGGCUGACUCCCAACAGCUAGCACAGGGCCCGGCAGCCAGCAGGUACUCAACAGACAUUUGUGGAAUGAAUGAAAGACUGAGGGGAAGCAAGAAAAAGGGCCAGAAAGUAGAAAGGCUUUUGCUUUUAACACUGGAUAGCGGGACGUCCGAGCACCUCUCCCUCUCCCUCUCCCUCCCUCUCUCUCUCUCUCCCCCUACCCAGUGCGGAGGCAGGGGCAGUGCUACCUCUGCACAGUGUACACGCAGUGAUGCCGACUGGAAAUAUGCAAGUCACGCGGGCCUCGUUAAAGCCUCCCCCUGACACCUGCUUCCAGUGACUCACGCCUGAAAAGUAAGUGUUCCGACUAAUUAGCUCUACCCUCCGGAGCCCGGUGGGUGUCAUAGAGAUCAGGCACUGCCGUCACCCAUAAUAAUACCUUAGAUUUAUGGAAUGAGCUUUGCCCCCCUCCGAAGUGGCUAAGAGAGAACGGAAGACAAUUGAAAACGCAGAACAGAGAGAAACGUGACACACAAAGAGCCUUUAAAACUCCAGGGAGGGGAAAGCAAAUACCAUCUGAGGUGGGGGGAGCCCAGAGCAGGCCACGCUGGGAGGGGAGUCAUGCGCCCACCACACCGAGGGCAGAGGAGGAGCUGGGUCACUGAAGGUCCAGGUUUCUGGCAUCUUCUUGCCCAGAUUCUCAUCUGUGCUGGUGACUGAGGUGGAGGCCCAGACGCAGGUGCCUCUCAAGACCUCCCUUGAGGGACAAAGGGGCUCGAGAUACUGACCUUCACACCCAGAGUGGUGCUUAAGGAUCCUUUGCCCUAAUUAAGAAUCCGGAGGCCUCAGGACACCUAACUAGCCACUUCUAGGACCAUCAUCGACUUGACUAUAGUGGCUUUUCCACUCUUUUUUAGCAAUAUGAAAUCUGAUGAAGAAGCCCAGCUAAAAUUUGGACUGAAUAAGGGCUGUUCUGUUGGAAGUUGGGGGCACAAUUCUUCUCCCGGUCCUAAGGGCACCUCCCUUUUGACCCCGGUUCAGACAGCUAACUCCACGCAGUGAAAAUUACGGUGAGUGAAAAUCACUGCUCUAGGGGAAACGGCAAAGCAGACCUUUCCCAAAUUUGUCUUAUUUUUUAGGUCACAUGGACAUCCCCCAUCUAUAGUUGAGCUCAGGGCUUCCCUAAGACUCACAGUGGGGACUGGGAAAGGCUGAUUUCACAGUACAGAUUCUCAGCCCACCUCAGAGGAGGGCUGGGACCUCUUACCUCGGAUACAGAAUUUAAGGGGGAGUCAAAAAAAAACCUUAGUAAUCAAGAUAAAUCAUAUUUCAAUGCAAUAUUUUUAAAAUAUCAAGACUAAUGAUAAAAACCCAUGAUGAACAAAAUAAAGACAGGAUCUGCCUUUGCAACUGCAUAACUCUGACCCACAUACCUCUCUUUAGUUCCGGUCCUGACUGGACACCCCUGCCAUAUUCUAUAGGACAGUUCCAGCCAGCCAAGCCAGUCCCCCAGGAAGCACAGGUGGGAGCCUUUAGCACCUGGCACCGCAGCUGCUGGGCAUGGGCACCCUUCCCACUGGAGGGGAUCAGAAUGGCCACCAACCCCACCUCCUACCCCAGUGAACAUUUGAGAACCAGGCCCCUGCCCUCAUGGGGCCCGCACAGUGAUGGGGGAGAGAGAGAGACAGUGAAAUGCAAAUUGAAGAAAAUAAUUUCUGAUGUUGGUGAGCACAGGGUGACCUGGCAGACAGCGACGGGGGCCAGAGGAGAGGUGGAGAGCAGCCCCUGAAGAGAGUCAAGGAAGGACUUUCUGAGUAGGUGACAUUGAAAUGGGGACCAGGAGGAGGGGAAGGGGCAGCAAUCCAAGAAGAGGGCACAGCCAGUGCAAAGCCCAGAGGUGGGGAAGCCCUGGACAUCCCACCAGCUGUCGAGGGAGCCUGUGGGCACAUGGCCCCACUGCGAGAAUCCUUCCUCCUAGGGAGAAAACUCAGAUCUGCAAAGUUGACACUCUGAACAAACAUUUCCAGAGACCUUACUCUGAGCCAGGCCCUCUCAGAGCAGCUGGGGACAAAACAAUAAAACAACAGAACUGGACUCAGUCCCUGCCCCAGAGGUGCUUAUUAUUUAAUGGAGAGAAAGACACGUGAAUAGAAGAUUUCUGCGCAUGUGGGAUGAUGGGGGUGCAGGCGCAGGGAGCUGUAUGAGCAUGGAGAACGACAUCAACUGGGAAUUCCCUGGUGUUCCAGUGGUUAGGACUCGGUGCUUUCACCGCCAGGACCUGAGCUGGAUC